This is a messenger RNA of Ostrinia nubilalis (European corn borer), 2509 nucleotides long. RefSeq names its product pre-mRNA-processing factor 40 homolog A-like (gene Prp40). Gene Ontology annotation, biological process: mRNA cis splicing, via spliceosome. Gene Ontology annotation, molecular function: protein binding; RNA binding. The coding region runs from base 104 to 2494 and encodes 796 amino acids. Lineage: Eukaryota; Metazoa; Arthropoda; Insecta; Lepidoptera; Crambidae. The record is from RefSeq and is a predicted model, not a curated record. Gene Ontology annotation, cellular component: U2-type prespliceosome; U1 snRNP. The transcript has 17 exons.
UUUUUUUUUGUGUGUCCGCGUUGCUUUUUUUGAGUUGUUUCUUUCGUUGAUAAUUCUAAAUUAUCUUACAAAUAAACACUUACGAAGUUGACUGAAAAAAGCUAUGGAUACGCCCGCGACAGGGACCAGCUCGCCUGGUCUCAUCGGCACGGCGCCUCUGCUCCCUCCGCCGAUGCUGGCCGGGUUACAAGCGAUGCCUCAGGCUGUGGCGAUGCCGCCUGUCCCGGGACUGCCGCCCAACAUGACAGCCAUGCCGCCGCCGAUGGGCUUCCCGCCCAUGAUCCCGCCUUUCUCUAUGCCACCACCAGGUUUCCCGUCAUUCAAGACAGAUUUAACUGCUCCUGCACCAGAUGUGGCUCCAAUGGCCAAUCAAAGCAGUCCCUGGUCUGAGCACAAGGCUCCUGAUGGUAGGACAUACUACUACAACUCUGUCACCAAGCAAAGUCUCUGGGAGAAGCCAGACGACAUGAAGACUCCGGCUGAAAGGCUUUUAUCUUCAUGUGUGUGGAAAGAAUACACAACAGAUGCUGGCAGAGUUUAUUAUCACAACAUUGAGACUAAGGAGUCCAGCUGGGUUGUGCCUAAGGAGCUCCAAGAAAUCAAGGAUAAAAUAGCUGCUGAAGAGGCUGCCCAGGCUGCACUUCUUGCGGAGGUGACUCCAGCAGAGGUGCCCUUGCCUGGCUCACCAACUGUCUCCAGCUCUGGCAUAUCGGCUCUGGAUGAAGCAAUGGCCAAGACACUUGCUUCGAUCGACCCUUCACUUGCAAACAACAUACCGAUUCCAGAAGAAAUAAUGCCUGAAGAGAUAGUAGCUCCACCGAUGGCCGGUGGCGCAGACAGCAAUGAUCAAGCACCCGAAUUCCAGUACAAGGAUAAAAAAGAAGCUAUCGAAGCAUUUAAGGAGUUAUUGCGGGACAGGAAUGUGCCAUCAAACGCGACAUGGGAGCAAUGCGUCAAAAUAAUCUCAAAGGAUCCUCGCUAUGGUGCGUUCAAGAAACUCAAUGAGAAGAAACAAGCAUUUAAUGCUUACAAAACACAAAAGUUAAAGGAUGAGAGGGAAGAACAGAGGUUAAAAACAAAGAAGAAUCGCGAGAAUCUUGAGGAGUUCUUGCUGACUUGUGACAGGGUAACAUCGCUUACAAAAUACUACAAAUGCGAAGAAAUGUUUAGUAAUCUUGAGAUCUGGCGUUGUGUGCCUGAUUCGGACAGGAGAGACAUAUUUGAAGACAGCAUAUUCACUAUCGCAAAAAGGGAAAAGGAGGAAGCAAAAGCACUUAAAAAACGUAACAUGAAAAUGUUAGCACAAGUCUUGGAGAAUAUGAAUGAAAUAUCAUACAGCAGCACUUGGAGUGAAGCUCAAGUCUUGCUUCUAGAAAAUUCAUCUUUCAAGAAUGACGUCAGUUUGCUGGGAAUGGACAAGGAAGAUGCUCUGAUUGUUUUCGAGCAACACAUUAGAAACUUAGAAGCUGAGUACAUCCAAGACAGGGAACAAAUUAAAAAGAGGAAUAAAAGGCAGCAGAGAAAAAAUCGGGAUAACUUCUUAGCACUGCUUGAGGGUCUACAUGAAGAAGGGAAACUGACGUCAAUGUCUUUAUGGGUCGAACUAUACCCAGUAAUAUCGGCUGAUAUGCGAUUUUCAGCUAUGCUUGGUCAAAGCGGGUCAACGCCUCUAGACUUGUUCAAGUUCUACGUGGAGAACCUCAAGGCUCGUUUCCACGACGAAAAGAAGGUUAUUAAGGAGAUCCUCAAAGAGAAGGCGUUUGAAGUGCGUCCCGACACCACGUUCGAGGAGUUUGCUACCGUCGUGUGUGAAGAUAGCAAGUCGGCCUCACUAGACGCCGGCAACGUCAAGCUGACCUACAAUUCGCUGCUUGAGAAGGCCGAGACAAGGAACAAAGAGAAGAUGAAAGAAGAAUCCAAAAUGCAGAAGAAAAUCGAAAGUGCGUUCAAAUGGGCUCUAACGGACGCGAACAUAGACUACACAUUACCGUGGAGCGAGGCCAAAGAGAAGCUAGACCUCUCGGCGCCGGAAUUCGCUGCCGUGCCGAGUGAGGAAGACCGCGUUAGGAUAUACAAGGAUUACCAACACGAGCAAGAAGACAGCUGCAUGCACUACCACCACCCCAAGCCUCGCAAGGCGAAGCGUUCCAAAAAGAAGAAGCGCUCGCACUCCGCCUCUCAGUCAAGGUCGCGAUCGCGUUCGCCCGCGUCACCGCAGCCGGCGGCGCGCUCGCCGUCGCCCGCGCCGUCCCGUGGAUCCGUGUCUUCAGAAGAAGGACGUAAGCACAAGAAGCCCAAACGCAAGCAUAGGAAGCACGAGCCCGUGCCGCAGAAAUCCCCGAGCCUAGAAGAGGGCGGCAUCUCGGACGACGAGCCGCCGCGCCACAAGAAGUCCAAGCGCAGCGCGCCCAGCAGCCCCGAGCCCGCGGAGCACCGGCCCAAGCGCAAGAAGGACCGCAAGGACAAGAAGGAGAGGCGAGUACACACACAGUAGCGUACACGAUAGUAU